AUGUCAGCCAAAUCAGUCCAAUCACAUGUUUCUGAAAGAUCUGUUAAGUCACAAGCCUCUGGCGUUACUACUGAGGAUGUAGCUGAAUGUGAAAAAACUACAGAGAGAGCCCCUAGCGCACUGUCAGCUAAAUCUGCAAAGUCACAUGCUUCAGUAAAAUCUACUAAAUCAAAUGCUUCUGAAGUUUGUUCUGGCAAAACUGUUGAUAGAGGGAAAGGUGAAGAGGAGACUCAAGACAGAGCACAGAGUGCACUGUCAGCCAAAUCCGUACAGUCAGCCAUGUCUUCAAAAUCCACCAGUGCUAUGUCAGACAGGUCUGCCAAGUCAAAUGCCUCAACACUGUCUCAGAGAUCAAAAGGUACAACGCCAUGUGAAAGAAGUGCUGAAGGGGAAAACACAGAGAGAGCACCCAGUCACAUGUCAGCAAAGUCAAAUGCUUCAGGGAUCUCUACAAAAGCAUCUCAGGCUUCUGCUGACAACCAUGAUGAAGAAAAUGCCACAGAAGCUGAAGAGAGAUCACCAAGCAAAAUGUCAGCUAAAUCGACCAAAUCAAAUAUUUCUGUAUCAUCACGAAGUACGGCAGCAUGUGAUGUCCCUUCAGAAGAAAACACUGCAAAUGAUGGGGAAACUGUAGAAAGACCACCAAGCACCCUGUCAGCUACAUCCGCCAGAUCUGUCAAAUCAACAAAGUCAAAUAUUUCUAGUAAGUCAAUGUCUGGCAACGCAAAAGCCUCUAACAGUCCAGGUGAAGAAAAUCAUGAGAUGAAUAUGGAGCGAGCACCAAGCAGUGCCUCCAUCAAAUCAGCAAAGUCAGGACAGUCAACCGUUACAACAGUAUCAAAGAAAUCAAAAGCUUCUGAGGUUCCUGCUGAAGAUGGUUCUACUGGAAAACCAAGUCCUCCAAAAACCACUGAAAUUUCAGCUGAAGAAAAUGCAGCGGAUUGUGAGGACACUGAGGAAAGAACGCAAAGUGCUAUGUCAAUUAAAUCAUCUAAGUCUGAUCUAUCUUUGGGGUCAAGGAAAUCAAAAGUUUCUGAACAGACAGCUGAAACACAGGAGAUUGCUCAAACAGAGAGGACACCAAGUGUUUUGUCAGUCAAGUCAAACAUUUCUGCAAGAACUAUAAAGUCCAACAUGUCUGGGCUCACCUCUAGUGAAAUGACUGGACGUGAUGAAGGAGAUGGUCAAAGAACACAUAGUGCCAUGUCAAACAAAUCAGCAAAAUCAAAUAAGUCAACAAAAUCAAAGAAAUUAGUAGCUCCUGAAAUUCCUACUAUAGAAAGUUCAGAUGCUUCUAAUGAAGAAAAUGCUGAAAGGAAAUCAGAGAGAGCACCAAGUGCUAUGUCAGCAAAGUCAACUGCAUCAGUGAAAUCAAAAAAAUCAAAGGUCUCUGAUGUUAAUACUGAUGCAAAUACUAAAGAAAAGGAGGAGAGAACACUUAGCCCUGUGUCUACAAAAUCAAAUAGAUCAGAAAUGUUAAGCAGGUCUGAAUCUAAGGCUUCAGCACACUCAAAAAAGUCAACACCAUCUGAGGCUAAACAAAAGAAAAGUGAAGGACGGGCACAAAGUUCUUUAUCUGUCAAGUCAAACCUGUCGGUGAAAUCUCGAAAAUCCAAAACAAGUGAUAUUUUAACAGAUGAACAUGUGGAAAAUAAAGAGGAGUUGAAAACAGCCACUGAUGAUCCUGCAGAUGAGAAGACCAGUGUCUCUCCAAUAAAUGCGGGGGAAGUAAAUCCUGAAGACAGUAAAUCCACAUCAAGUGUGCAUGAAGAAGAGAAAGAAGAAGAUAUAACUAAUAAGAAGAGUUGUCACUCUAAGACAAGCAAGUCAAGUAGGCAAGACCCAAAACAUGCAGUCGCAGAGGUUAAGGCUGAAUCUAAAUCUGGCACAAAAACCUGUCAGAGUGCGCACCAAGCUAAAGGAAAUAGACAUCAUGAGCUAUGUCACACAGAUAGUGUUGCUGAAAACAAGAGUGACAAAAGCAGCAAAUGCAGACAGAAGAACACAGAUGCUGAUGACUUUGAGCUUGUACCAUCUAGCCUACCAAAUGCAUCCCCAAAUGAGGUUGUAAACGAAUGGCUGAAAACAAUACCAACAGACGGAGAUAUGUAUGACAUGGAGGAACUCAAUGAAAAUUGUGGUGGACAGAAAACUGACCACACAACAGAGGAAAUUAAUAGAAUAGAGGAAAAUGAAAACAAGACUGAUUCUGCACCUGAGAAUACAAAGGACACAAAUGAAGGGUCUGUGAUGAACAGUGCCCCUAAUAAUGAUUGCCAAACAUGCACAGAGGCACCAAAUGCAGAUAAUACCUGUACUCAGAGAGACGAUGAUUCAAAAAUAUUCCACUCUUCAGUACAGGUGAUGAAAGUACUUUUAAAUCCAAAGCUUGACAGGUGUAACAGUUUACCAGAAAUCUCUCCAGUGUAUGGACGUAAACUAAGCACUUCAGCCAAAGGUCUUUUGGAUUGCCUUGUGAAGUUGCAGUUAAUAGACCACGACCCUAAAAAUGCAAACGAAAAGGAUGAAAGAUACCAAGAGCUAAUGAACAUUCUUAAAUCACUGUGGCUUUGUGAUCCUCCAGAAAAUGAGCAGGUGUUAAAGAAGGAUGUUCACCAUUCUGUGGACGAUGAGUUCAAUCACACGUCGUCCUCUGGUGUGGAUGUCAGCAGUGGCUCCACAGGCUCAGGGAAGAGUAGUGAUGGCGUAAAUAUGAAUAAAGUACAAGAAGUAUGUGAGGUUGAAGCUGAAACGGAUGCUCAGUGGACAUCUGAGAGAGAUGUAGAAGGAAUGUGUGAGAAAAAACAAAAAGAAGAUGAUCCAGCAACAGAUGACACGAAUAGAAACAAUGAUAGUCCAAGAGAACUACCUGAAACACCACCCUCUUCAACUAACAGUUCGGGAAAUGACAGCAAUGGCCAAAAAGUUGCAGAGCAAGGUGAAGCUGAAUGUCAAGAGGACACCGGUUCUGGCAGUCCUUCCCUCAUUGAAAGAGCUCAGUUUGCUAAAAAGAUCUCUCAAGACCCUGAUCCUGUUUGGGUCUUAACCUUAUUAACUAAAAUAGAAAAGCAGUUCAUGAAACAUUAUAUCAAAGCGAUGAGAGAGCUCAAAGUCCGUUGGAACUUGGAUGAUAAUGAGCAGCUUGACACGAUGAUAAGUGAACUUAAAACAGAGGUCCAAAAAAGAAUCCAAACCAGUAUAGACAGAGAACUGAGAAAAAUUCAAGGUCGAGCAGGCCUACCGAGACCUCCCAAGGAAGCAUUUUCCCGUGCUUCAACAACAAAAACAGAGGAGAGAAGACGGAGGCUGCAGAUUAUGCUCAAACAAUCCCUUGAUCCACAAGAUGAAAAAAGUGAUGAUUCAGCAACAGGAACAUCUUACAGUGACCAGCGCAGUGAAAACGAUGAUGAUUACUGUCCAUGUGAAACAUGUGCUAAGAAAAAAAUAACAUCUGCAUUUCCUGCAGAAGUUAUGAAUACUGCACCUGUUGCCAUGGACUUUGACCUGAAGAGGAUUCUGAUGAUGAAGAACAGUGAUCUUGGCAAUACACAAGCAAUCAAAUGUACAUCUCACGCUGAAAACGAUACUAAGACAAAAGCAGCAGAGGCACUUGUAGAAAGAGUUAUUGCCAAAGCUGUAAGUGAAGUGGAAGGGGAUGGAGCACACCAUGACACUGAAGAUGUCCUGUGUGAAGAUGAACCCAGGGUAGAGAAUGUAGAAAAGGCAGCAGAAGGUGAAGCGGCUAUUGCUGAAGAUGAAAUGCCAGAAGAGAGAGAGAAAGCAGACACAGUUGGAGAUGUAAUAGAGGAAGAGUCUCCCGAAUCUACCACCGAUAAGGAUGAAAAUGCAGCAGAAGAGACUGCUGUGGUUAUAUCAACUGAAAACCAAUCUGACAAAGAGGAGGCUGUGGAAGUGGGAGCAGAUGAAGAGAGAAAAGACACUGCUGCCAUCAGUAAAGAUGAUUCUUUAGAGAGUGUGGAAGCCACUGCAAAUGAAAUUGAAACUACACAGGAGAAGGACACCAUCACAGGUGAUGAAUUGCCAAAACAACCAGAUGAUGCAGAUGAAGACGAGACACUUGUAGUAAAAGAAGUUGUGAUUGCAAGUGAAGAUGAGUCUAAGGAAGAGGCAGAAGACAUUUUAGCUGAAGAGACCAUCACUGAGUCUACAGCUGAUAAAUUGUCAAAGAAACCAGCAAAGGAUGCAGAGAUAGAGGAUGGAAUUUCUGAAAACAGAGAGAUUGUUGUCUCAAGUGAGGACAAGUCAAAGGAAGAGACUGCUGAAUCCGCCGCUGCUGGAGAUGUAAAUGCAGCAGGAGAGGCUGAUGUGGCAGUUGCAGGUGAAGCUGAAUUUGACAAUGGAGAAGCUGUGGAAGCAGAGAUGGUUGAUAACGCAGAAGAGAUUCCUACUACUGGGGCAGAUGAUUCUGCUGAUAACAUCGACACACCUUCAGCUAAUGAAACAGCAAAGGAACCAGAAAAAGGAGCGAAAACUGAAGCUGAGAUUGCUGACAUAACUCAAGAUGACCUUCAGGAGAAGGCUUCUGAAGCCACCGCAGAUGAAGUUGAAAAUGCAGCAGCAGAGACCUCUACGGCAGCCACUAGUGAACAUGAAUCUGACAAAGAUGAGGCUGUGGAAGAGGGAACAGUCGAUGAAAAAGAGGAGAUCCCUGCCACCAGUGCAGAUGAAUCUGCAGAUGAGAACUAUGGCACAGCCACAGCUGAUGAAUCUUCAAAAAAAACAGCUGAAGCUGCAUCUGGCAAAGAUGAGGCAGUGGAAGCAGGGACAGCUGAUGAAGAAGAGGAGAUUGCUGCCACCAGUGAAGAUGAGCUGAAAGAAGAGGUCAAACAGGAAGCUGUGGAAGGACAUCAGAUGACUGAUGAUAAAGAAGAGCUUGCUUCCACAAGUGCAGAUGAUUCUGCAGAUGAGAACAAUGACACAGUCACAGCUGAUGAACCAUCAGAGGAAGCAGUUGAAAAAGCAGAAACUGAAGACGAGACCGCUGAAGAAAAAGACAUUGCUGUCACAAGUGAAGAUGAAUUGAAAGAAGAAACAGCUGAAGCCACCACAGAAUCUGACAAAGAAGAGGCUGUGGUAUCAGGGGGAGCUGAAGACAUGGAAGAGACUCCUGGCACCAGUGAUGAGGAUGAUUCUGCAGAGAAUUUAGAUGCCACAACAAAUGAAGAUGAAACCGCAGAUGAGAAUGAUGCCACGGGCGAUGAACUGUCAGAGGAACCAUCUAAAGAAGCAACAACAGAAGAUGAGCUUGUUGUAGAAAAGGAGAUUGGUGUUACCAGGGAGGCUGCUGAUGCCACCACAGGUGAAGAUGAAAAUGCAGAAGAGUUCACAAGUGAACAGGAAUCUGACGAUGAUAAGGCUUUGGAAGAAGGAACAGGCAGUGAUGAAGAAAAGCUUGAUACCACCAGCGCAGAUGAGUCUGCAGAUGAGAACAACGGCACAACCACUGCUGAUGAUUUAUCAAAAGAACUGACUGAAGAAGCAGAAACUGAAGAUGGGAUGGCUGUAGGAAAAGAAAUCACAAGUGAAGAUGAUUCAAAGGAAGAGACUGCUGAAGAUGAAAUUCCAGCAGAAGAGACAUCUGUCGCUGCCACCACUGAAAAUGAAUCUGAAAAAGAAGAAGCUGUGGAGGCAGGGAUGGCUGAUGAUGGAGUACAGACAGCUGCCACCAGUGAUGAUGAGUCUGCAGAAGACGCCACGACAAAUGAAGAUGAAACUGCAGAGAAAAAUGAUGCCACAGGUAAUGAUAUGUCAAAUAAACCAGCUGAAGAAGCAACAACUGAAGAUGAGACUGCUACAGAAAACGCUACAGAAAAAGAGAUGGAUGCCAUAAGUGAAGAUGAAUCAAAGGAAGAGGUUGCAGAAACCAACAAAGUUGAAGAUGAAAAUCCUGCAAAAGAAUCUGAUGUGGCCGCCACAUCUCAAGAUGAAUCUGACAAGGAUGGGGCUGUGGAAGCAGAGAUGGCUGAUGAUGGAAAACAGUCUGGCAGCACAAGCGAUGAAGAUGAAAUUGCAGACAAUGAUGAGGCAAUAACAGCUGAAGAUGAAAGUGCUGUGGAAAAAGUUGCUGCUGUCACAAGCGAAGAUGAAGCUGAAGAUAGUGCAGCAGAGGAGGCUGAUGACACAACCACAACUGAGAAUGAACCUGACAAAGAUGCAGUGGCGGACAAAGAGAUUCCAGCCACCAGUGCAGAUGAGUCUGAGUCAGAUGAAAAGGAAACAGCUGAAAAUGCAACAACUGAAGAUGAGACUGCUGAAGAAAAAGAGAUUUCUGGCACAACUGAACGUGAAUCUGACAAAGAGGAGGCUGCUGGAGUGGGGACAACUGAAGAUGCGGAUGAAACUGCUGCUAGCAGUGAGGAUGACUCUGCAGAAUGCAUGGAUGCCACAACAAAUGAUGAUGAAGCUUCACAGGAGAAUGAAAACACAACCACAGUUCACAAACUGUCAAAAGCUCCUAAAGCAGAAACAACUGAGGAUGGAGAAGAACUUGUGGAAGAUACUGAAUCUGCAAGAGAAGAAAGCUCCAAAGCUGUGACUGAAAAUGAAUCAGACGAGGAGAACAAUGAAUCAGCCACAGAUGAAAAUGAAUCAGUAAACAAUGCAACAACAGAUGCAAAUGAGACCACAGGAGAAGAUGAUUCUUCAAAUGUCACAAAUGGUAAUGAAUCAGGAGAAGGGCAUUCAGAGGACAAGCCUGAAAAUGAGACUGCAGAUGAAACUACAGGAGAAGACGAGACUGCAGAAGAGGAUAAAGGAGCUACGGAUGGAAAUGAGACGUCAAGCGAUGCAGAACAUGUUGGAAUGGCAUCAGCUGAAGAGCUUCAUGAGACAGAACCAUCAGAAAAAAAUGUAGAAAGCAGUGCCACUGAAGAUUUUGUUAAAGAGGAAGAACAAGGUGAAGCAACUGGAGAGGAAUCUGAACAGGCUGAAAAUGAAGGGGAGGAAUCUGCUGAAAACCAAAGUAGAGGGGAAUCUGGAGCAACAUGUGAAGAUUGCACAGAGGACCCAACAACAGGAGACGAGACUGAAGAAUGUGAAACAGCAGAGGGAGACUCAGGAGAAACUGAAGCCGCAGGGAAGGAGAUUACUGAAAGUGACGCCGGAAAAGAAUCUGGAGAAGAAGGUGAAUCUGCAGAAGAAGAGGUUGGAGAAGCUCAAACUGGAGGAGAAGAACCCGCAAACAACACGGAGGAUGAAUCUGCACAAGACGACAAACGGACACUUACUGGAGGAGAAGAUGAGGGGAGUGAUAACAAUGAGUCUGAGACCAAUCCUGACAAAGGCGAUCAAACAUGUGAAGAUAGUGACAUGACUGAGGAGGAUCGAAAAGACACCUUAACUGAGACAAAUAAUGAGACGGAAGGCCCUGACGAUGUGGUGGAGCUAAAACCAGAUGAUGAUGUUGAGGAAAUAUCAGAGAACAAUGAAGAAAACAGAGAAAACAAAUCACUGUCUAUUAAAAUAUCAAAUGGAAGCCAUGGUAAUAAUCAAGACAAUGUCGAAACCUUCGAAGAAGAAGAGGAGGACACUGAGACUGCCAAUGAAGACUGGAGUGGAAACCAGGGAGACUCAGCUGAUGGAGAAGAUGAGGCAGAGGAAGAUUCAGAAGAACCAGAGGAAGAAACUGAUGAUGGAGAGCAAGAUGUAGCUCCAAGAAAGAAAGAUAAUCAAGUGGCAGCGAACAGAACAGCUGAGGAAAAAUUGUUAAUUCCGGUUGACACUUUGACCAAAGUCAAUGCAGAAUCUGAGGAUGGCGCUUAUGCUGACGUUGAAGAUUCUGAGACUGAGAUAAACAGCCAAGAAGAAGUUACAAGCCUCAAGUCUAAGACUUUGAACAAGAUUUCAUCAUAAGUUGACCAUGACUCUGCUGAUGCUCAGGAGAACUGACAGAGAGUGAGAUGUAGGAGUAAGACAAGGAGUAAGGUAAUCGAGUCAGGUCUUCCAGAGGAGACCUAACAAGAACUAUGGAGUAAAGAAAGCAAAGGAUUGAUCUAGAUCAUUGUCAUUUCUAAUUUGAUUUAAAAUUCUUGUUAAACAAGCACUACAGAAACUCAGACACUUUGUUCACUUUGCACACAUGCACAACAACUAACCAUACACUGGUGGAAAAAAAAAGAAUCUUAAAAACUUGAAUGUAUAUACUAUGUGUAGGAGGUUUGCAUCA
Toxotes jaculatrix (banded archerfish) is the source of this 8185-nucleotide messenger RNA. RefSeq names its product retinitis pigmentosa 1-like 1 protein. The coding region runs from base 1 to 7872 and encodes 2623 amino acids. The transcript is spliced from 6 exons. The record is from RefSeq and is a predicted model, not a curated record. Gene Ontology annotation, cellular component: axoneme. NCBI's taxonomy places the organism in Eukaryota, Metazoa, Chordata, Actinopteri, Toxotidae. Gene Ontology annotation, biological process: photoreceptor cell development; retina development in camera-type eye; axoneme assembly.